GAGUAUUUUUUAACAAAUCCCUUUCUCUAAACUCCGUCUUACCUAAGCAAAACUUGGAUUUAGUCAUCUAUAUCAGUUUUUGUUUUGCUUUUAAUAUUUUUUUGUUUCAAAUGAAUCUGAAUUUAGUGAUUAAUUUGAUUGGGUUGUACUAAAACUGAAAUUUGGUGUGAAAAAAAAAACAUUUUCGUCCGAUUUGUAAACAUAUUUUGGUUUAGGUUUAUUUUUUCUAAUUAAUAGAAGUAAGAUUUCUAAAAUAAUGCAAUAAGUUAAAAGAAAAUAUUACAUUGAAAACGAAUAAUUAUAUGGCAAAGUUUAUAUUUGAGCACUGUAGAUGUAUUAAUAAAAUAUUAAUAAACAUAAAUAAUUUAGAAAUUAUAACAUUCAUAUACUAAUUUUUUAACUUAGAAUCAGUGUUAAUAAUUACUAGGCUACGUCUAAAUCAACUUUAAUUUGACCGACUCACAGAUGAUCAACCUUACCUAGUCAAGAAUGUUAAAGUGACAUCGGAAUAUAUGAACCGCACAGCAUGAGUCAAAGAUAUUUUACAUGUAAUAGUAUUAAUUUGAUUUCUUGUAUUUAACUUAAAUUGCAUACUAAGUUUUUUUAUUGGUAAAGGCAUUCAAAAUUGCAUAUUACGUUAUCCCCUUAUAUAUGAUUCCGUUUAACCUAUAAUUUUUUUUUUAUAAAAAGUGACGUUUUAAUUGAGACAGCAAAAAAAUGGGUUUGUAUUGACAAAAAAGUAUUAUUAAGCUGGCAAAAGUAAAACUAAACUAAAAUUAAUUAAUAAGGGUUAAUCUCAAAAGAAAGAAAGUUCUUGAGGGACAAAUGUAUAAAAUAUAGCAAACUAAUAAUAAAUAGAAAAAUCUACAAAAUCUUAGUUAGUGAAAAAUAUUAGAUUAAAUUAACUUAGGAAAAUGAAAUAUUUUUCAUCAUUUUUUUGAUAAAUAUUAAAAUUUGACCUGAAUACUUCCACGGAUAUUACUAAGUUGACCUGAAUACUCUAAAUCAACAUAUAAGAUAUAAACCAGAAACACAAAAGCCAAUUCCUUACAUUACCACUAAGCUACCAAUGCUUUGUUCAUAUACAAAUAUUAAGUCAUUGAACUUCCACAAAAUAAAACAAGUUAGAUCAUACUUUAUUAAUAUUUGGGUUAAGAAAGAAAUGAUGCGUCUUUGUAAAUUAGGUCUUGUCCCAUUAAGCUCAAUGGGUUGGCGGCAUGGUUGAAUUUGCUUAACCACUAAAAUAGAUUUGUCGGUGCGAUUUUGUAAAUCAAAUGAUAAUAAGGAAUAUUCGACGCUAACAGGAAAAAGAUAACAUACUCUCCACAACAUCCCAAAUUAUAUUAGAAGUUAUAUAAUCUGAAAUACAUAUAUUUUAUAUAAAAAAACUUAUUCAAAACCGAGAGCGCCCACAGGAGGGGCUAUGGUUCUUUCGCUUAAUCCUGCUUAGAUUCACAUGCACUUUUUCCAUUGUCGAAUCCAUCAACCUAACACAUUUUAGCUGAAAUAAUUAUUUCUAGUUCUCGAGCAAUCAUGAAAUAAACAAUUAUCAGAUGAUAUUUAUGUAACCAAUCUAUUUCCAAGUAAAAGAAUAGGCCGAAACCUAAGAACAACAUAUAGACUUAAUUUUAACAACAACAAAAUAAAGUUUGAGAAAAAAAUAGAAAGAGAUGUAUAAGAACACAAUACACAAUACACAAUACACAAUACGAGGCAUGAUGGGCUAGGUCCAGUGAAUAUAACUGAUGAGUGAGCGACAGGGUAAAACACUUUCCUUGUAAAGCAGAAAGAAAAUUUACAUAUAUAUUAGGUUAGAAGAAAUCAUAAUGGAAAAUUCAAAACUGCUGAUCACAUGGUUGUAUGGACUGAACCUGGACUUUUCUUUAAUCCUAAUGUUCCUUUUACAUUUUCAAGGCAGAUUCUUAUACUUAUUUAUAUUCUUUAAAUGUAAUAUACUCAACUACGAGUUUAAAAACAGUAUUACUAUCGAACUUUGCCUCUCCAAGUAGGCAACUAUGCCUCCUAGCGCACAAUAUCAUAAAAGAGAACUCACUCUCACUCUAUGCCUAUAAAAUACUCAUUAGAUACAUAAAUCUUUCAAUCAAUUUGCGUCUGAGAACAAAAAGCAAAAGAGAUGGUUUUAAUAAAAGAGAGAGAAAUGGAGAUUCCAGUUAUUGAUUUUUCUGAAUUGGAUGGAGAAAACAGAAUCAAGACUAUGUCACUUCUUGAUCAUGCAUGUGAUAAGUGGGGCUUCUUCAUGGUUGACAAUCAUGGGGUUGACAAAGAAUUGAUGGAGAAAGUGAAGAAGAUGAUUAACUCUCAUUAUGAAGAUCAUUUGAAAGAGAAGUUUUACCAGUCAGAGAUGGUCAAAGCUUUGAGUGAAGGCAAAACCUCAGAUGCAGAUUGGGAAAGCAGUUUUUUCAUUUGGCAUAAGCCAACUUCAAGCAUAUGCAAGAUCCCAAACAUUUCAGAUGAACUCAUCAAGACGAUGGAUGAAUAUGUUUCACAACUGCACAAGUUUGCAGCAAGGCUCUCCAACCUCAUGUGUGAAAAUCUUGGUCUUAGUCAAGAAUACAUAACGAAUGCAUUUUCUGGUCCAGAAGGUCCAGCUUUUGGGACAAAAGUGGCUAAAUACCCGGAAUGCCUUCGUCCGGAGCUCAUGAGAGGAUUGAGAGAGCAUACCGAUGCUGGAGGAAUUAUUUUGCUCUUGCAGGAUGAUCAAGUGCCUGGUCUUGAGUUCUUGAAAGAUGGGAAGUGGGUUCCUAUCCCUCCAUCGAAGAACAACACCAUUUUUGUCAAUACCGGUGAUCAACUCGAGAUAUUGAGUAAUGGGAGAUACAAGAGUGCUGUACACCGUGUAAUGACAGUGAAGGAUGGAUGUAGACUGUCGAUAGCUACAUUUUACAAUCCAGCUGGUGAUGCCGUAAUAUCUCCAGCUCCAGAGCUUUUGUAUCCAAGUGGCUACCAGUUUCAAGAUUACCUUAAGCUUUACUCAACCACUAAGUUUGGAGAUAAAGGCUCCAGAUUUCAUACCAUGAAGAAAAGGGAGAAUGGUGAUUCCGUCUAGGAUGCAUCUUUAAUGUAACAAUUCUGUAUUUCAACAUGAAACUCUCGUUUUUAUUAAACUUUGUCUUCUUCUUGUGUUUCCUUUAUAAAGACAAUAACAAUUAUGUCAAGAUCAUGCUGGUUCAGCUACUCUGCUUUAUUAAUAGAAAUUUUCACCACUUCAAAA
Molecule: messenger RNA, 3232 nt
Organism: Brassica rapa (field mustard)
Lineage: Eukaryota; Viridiplantae; Streptophyta; Magnoliopsida; Brassicales; Brassicaceae
Product: 1-aminocyclopropane-1-carboxylate oxidase 1
Source: RefSeq, a predicted model, not a curated record